AUGGAAGUGAAAAUAAGUCAAACUAAAAUUUUCUUCGCACUGUGCCUGUUCACAUUGUUGGUCAUCUCCGGAUACGAAAAAGCUUUCCGAAUAUCCCCAAAGUCUCAGGAGUCCAGCGAUGACGGCAAGUUUUUUUGAUAAUUUUGAUGAUUUUUGUGAAUUUGACGAAAUGUCAAAAAAAUUAUUGGAAAUCUUGCUUCUUGAAAUUGGAAUCCUCUUUGUAAUUUUCGAUUAUUUAGUUAGACAUUAAAAGUAUAAAAAUUAUUUUAUAUCUUGUGAUAUACUUUGUGAUACAAUCAGUCGUCCCUCUCUCCCCUCAUACAAUGUUUGAACUUUAUUUUCUUUUAUCUUUCGUGGGGGCCCACGUCGCUGGAAAUGGGUUAUCGCUCUAAGUGCUUGUUCAAUUUAUUUGAAACCUUUUUUAAUGCCCCGGUGCCAAAUUUUAUCGAAAUUCAGAGGAAGAAAUAUUAUUUUUGCACUGCACAUACUUUUUUUGUGCUAUUUAGUCUACUAUUUAGAGAAUGUCACAAAAGCAGUUGGCGAAUGGACCGGUUUUUACGAGGAGAUCGGUAAGUAAAAAAUCCAGUUUUUGGCAUUUUUUAUAUACGUGUUUUGCAAAUCCCAAGUUAAAAAAAUGGUGGGUCCCAUCACGAGACCUUUUUGAGAAAGACAUGCGGAAAAAGUCCCCAAUUUAAGGGUUCUCCUAUGAGUUAAAAAUAAAGUUUCUAGGUCCUAUCACGAAAACCUGAUAAGUCAAUUUUUUGCUCUAGGAACGAUGGAAAAUCACUUCCAAAAAGCCUUAAAGUGUCAAUUCUAUUCGCUGUUUAUUAUUUCUCCUUUUUAGUUUACGCAGUUCCAACGUUAAACCGCGAUUACUCUGAUGGAAGUUGCCCGUUGCCAUUUCUUGAUCCCUACCAUCCCUCUGGCAUGAAAUUCCAUGACGAAACCUAUAAUCCACUCAAAGAUUGUGUCCCCAGCUUCACUGUUCGCAGUAAAAUAAUCAACCAGACCAUCUUUAUUGAGCCGGCGAAGGACUCGUGGCUUUACGAAAGAUGCUGGCACAGGUACGAAAAAGCUUUCUUUUUUUGAGUUUUUCGAAUUGCAGAUGCAUUUUCAUGGACACGGAACUGAAUUAUAACACGUCAGAAUGGGUUUCUUAUGAGUCUGAGAACAAGUCAACAACGGAUUGCGAAGUGGUGGAAGUGAGGUGCUCAAAUCUAAUUAGGAUGACUUACAUUUACUUGCAUGUUCAAAUUGUGAAGCAGUAAGUUGGAGAAACAUAAUCUUACAGUGAAAAGUAGUGUCUACAAAGCUUGAACCGGCAUUCAAAAAUUGUUUUCAGGCCUCCAAAGUCCCCUCCUCCUUCGCCGGCCGCUUCAAACGUCUACAUAAUUGUCAUUGAUUCCACCAGCACUGGGAAUUUUAAACGAGCCUUACCAAAGACCAAGGAAUACCUGGAAAAUCGCCAUCAAGCCAUUACCUUUAACUAUUUGAACAAAGUUGGCUGGAAUUCUCGAGGAAAUGCGAUGGCUUUUUUGGUUAACGAAGCCUCGCAGGACAUUGCGGAAAGCCCUUGGGGUCCUGAAGUCAAAAUUGCCGGCGAAGAUUAUUGCUACAAACCCUUGGACAAUCUGAGCUACAUUUUUUACGAUUUUAACAAUGCUGGCUACAGGACUUUUGCUAUGGAUGAUUCUGGAGUUGGGACUUUCAACUCGCCGGACUGCAUUGGAUUCACGAAAAAACCGGCGGAUCAUUAUGUAAAGUAAGAUCGCGAAAACAAGACCCAAAAUUUCAAUCUUUUAUUAACAGCGUAAAUCACAUUAUAAACCGCUUUUUUGCCUAUGUAGACGGUUAUGAUUUUAUGAUACAAAUUUUGCAUCUCCGGUUUUCGUGGUGGGACCCAGUAUUUUGUGGAAUUUUGGACUGUCAGGAAGAAACCGUACCUCUGAUUUCAAUGAUUUUGCGCCGUCUCAAGACAGCAUUUCCAUUAGCUUUAUGAACAGAACUUUAGAUUUUCGUUGUGAGACCUAAAAAUUUAUUAUUUUAUUUUUUCAGACAAUUCGCCCGUCGUAUGGAGAACCUCGCUUAUGAAGAUGUCGACGGUUUAUCUGCAAAUCAUAACACUCGUCAAUGCCGUGAUUCCUAUGAAGCCUUAUUUGAAACUCUCGAGGAAUUCAGCACUGUUUACAAUGACGAAGCCAAAAUGGGAAUGAUUUGGUUCACUCACCUGGCGCACAGCGAAAAAAACGAGUUAUACCGAGCGGACGACGUGAUGCUGAAAUAUUUCAAAGAUUUGGAGGAUACUGUAAGUGUUCAGUUGCCAAAAAAUUAGAAUAUGUCGUGUUUAAACUACGGGAUUGUUGUUUUAGCUGGACAACUCCUUUGUAUUCUUUAUGUCCGAUCAUGGGCCGAGAUACGGAGGGUUCCGUCAAUCUUUUAUUGGAGUUCUCGAAGAACUGAAUCCAUUUUUUACAUUAACACUGCCAAAAAAGCUCAGGAGAAAUGAGGAUCUCAUGGAUUUACUUCGAAAUCAUUCGAACCAACUGCUGACUCAAUUCGACGUCUAUGCGACUUUAUUGGAGAUUGCUAAGGUAAGCCAAUAAGACGAUCGGAAGUUUCACCGUAAUCUACACUACAUUUAAGGCUGUUAUAGAGAGGUUUUGCUAGGUUAGGACUUUUUUCGCAUCGUGCCUCUAGUGGGACGAACCUGACUUCUUGACUUUCAGUUUAACCCACCACUAGUUCCACCAAUUUUUUUAUGAUUUACCCAUAAUAUAACCUUUCUAUAACGAAGCCUAUGACACUAAAAUUAUCUCUGAUCUCAGGAAAACCACAAAUGGAUCUCACAAACCAACUUUUCCACCGAAAAAUUCUCCGUUUCCGAUCGCAAACUCAAGGGAAGUUCAAUCUUGCACCCGUUGCCAGGCCCCAGACACUGCAACUCGCUACUAAUUCCAAUAAAUUUCUGCCUUUGUCAACAAAAACAGGUCAAAAUAGAGGAUUCAACACUGUUGAGCAGGGUGGGAGAAAUGAUGGUCGAAAAAAUGAAUGCGGAUAUCAAAAAGAGUAUGCACCAAGGAGACUGCGCGAAAUUGAAGAUGGACAAAAGAUUUGGGGAGUUGGCGAAAAUUGGUGAAGGAGAUAAAGUGAUUUAUAAAGCGGUCAUCCGGGUGAGGCCGGGUGGAGGAAGCUACGAAACACAAUUUACUGUGAGUCGAAAUAUUUUUUCCAUUAGGUUUUUAGAAUGGUUUAAAAAAUCGAAAUUUCAGGUCUCACCACGAAAACCUGAAAGUCCGAAAAUUUUCAAAAGUUGUCAAAACGAUAUGAAGUAAUAUUUUCAGGUGAAGAAUGGUGAAGUCAAACUGCUUUCUGAGCGAUUUCCUCGGCUUGAUUCUUACAAAGCCCAGGCCAGUUGUAUUCCCCCGCAAUUCCUGCAAAAUUACUGUUACUGUAAAUAA
Molecule: messenger RNA, 3458 nt
Organism: Bursaphelenchus xylophilus (pine wood nematode)
Lineage: Eukaryota; Metazoa; Nematoda; Chromadorea; Rhabditida; Aphelenchoididae
Source: the annotation of a GenBank genome assembly